Cuscuta campestris is the source of this 2356-nucleotide messenger RNA. The record is from the annotation of a GenBank genome assembly. NCBI's taxonomy places the organism in Eukaryota, Viridiplantae, Streptophyta, Magnoliopsida, Solanales, Convolvulaceae.
UCCAAUCCGAGCCGCUACUCCCGCCAGAAACCCUACUCUCUUCUUCAUCGCUUCGCUUUCUUCGAUUAAUCAUCGUCUUCGUCGUAUCUUUUGCUUCGCCUCUGGAAGAAGUGAACGGAAAAAAUCAUCAUCCCUCUUUAAACUGAAGAUUAGGAUGGGUCUAAUGUAUUACAUUGGACUCAAUCGAUUGGUCUUAGGGCUACGUUUCCGUUCGGCAGCGCUGCGAUGGGGAUGGAAUUGCUACUGCCAGACAAACAUCUCCAGUCCAAUAAGAUCAAUGGGUAUGCACACCAUAAGCCCAGUUAAUCCUGAGAUCAUGAUAACCUCCAAGCCAGACGAUUGGGUUACACAGGAUGCUUCGGGGUUCGACCUCAACAACAAGAUCAUAGACGAACAUCAUGAGGGUGAGUGGUUCUCUAAAGAUCACCAGGAUAUUGAUGUCAAGUCUAUGCUAGAUGAUUGGGUUGAUUUUAAGGAGGAGGCUUCGGCGGGGUACCUCAAGAGGAUCAUAAGGAGACUUCGCAAGGAUGGGCGGUUCUCUCUAGCUCUAAAGGUUUAUGAAUGGAUGAGAAAUAAAGGUAUUUAUAAAUUCUCGUGUACUGACCAUGCUGUCCUGAUAAAUUUGAUUUGGAGGGUUCGGGGAUUUUCUGCUGCGGAGCGCCAUGUGAGGCACUUGCCAAAACAAGCUAGAAAUGACAAGACAUAUGGAGAACUCCUUCAUUGUUAUGUGCAUGAAAACAGAACAGGAGAGGCUUUAUUGCAUUUUCAGAAGAUGAAAGAGUUGGGUUUUGCGUUGUCACUUCGCCCUUUAAAUGAAAUCAUCCGCCUUUACGCCAAUAGUCUCCAAAUUGAGAAGGUCCUUGGGGUGUUAGCCGAGAUGAAGAAGAGCAAGGUUUCACCUGAUAAUGAUAGUUACAGAAUCUGCAUUAGCUCAUUUGGGUUAAAGUAUGAUGUGGAUGGGAUGGAGAGAAUGCUGAGAGAAAUGGAGAGUCAACCCCACAUUGUCAUGGACUGGUGUACUUACGCCGUGGUAGCCCAGUUCUAUGAUAGAGAAUUCCUUGUAGAUAAGGCCACUGAUGCUCUUGAAAAGGCAAGGGUAAUAUUACAAAAGAAGGAAAAAAGAAGGAAAAGCCCCAAUUAUCUGCUAGAAAGUGAGUAUGAGAAUGUGAUAAAGUCACUGGUGAAGCUUGGUGAGUUAGAUGAGGCUAUGAAGUUUGUCAAGGAGUGGGAAGUACUCGGUAAUUGGCGCAGCGUGAUUGAUAUUCGCGUUCCUUACCCAAUUAUUGAGGAGUACAUAAAAAACGGUGCAUUAGGGAAGGCAUAUAGUAUAAUCUUUGAGUGGGCUGGCAAGGGGAAGAAGGGCGUCGACAAGCUUUCACGUUUACUUUGCAGAGAAUACCUUAAAGCGGAUGAACUAUUUCAAGCAUAUAACUGCUUUCUGGGAUGUGAUCAUAAUUGUGGGCCUCAAUUGAUUCAGAUGAUGUUUCUCCAAUACCUGGAAGAAGCAUGUGGGUCAUUUUUCCCCUUAUACUGCGGUGCAUCAUUGUGCUCUAGAUCAUUUAGAACUGAUGAUGGCAAAACAAUCUUAGAACUCAUUCCAGUCGAUGCAAGAUACAAACUCAAAGUCGCUUUGUUGGUACAUCCAGAGGACUCAGCGGCCCAAGCAGUAAAUGUGGAUUAUGAGAACAUUAUAAGGUCACUAGUGGAGUGGGGCGAGUUGAACGAGGCCAGGAAGAUGGCGAGAGAGUGGGAAUCAUCUGGCAACUUGUCUAGUCUUGACGAUUUAAACAUUUCCAAGCUGAUCAUUGAGGGAUAUUGUAGGCAGGGUCUGUUUAUUGAAGCAGAGGGAUUGGCAGAAGCUUGGACAAGAGAGAAGAAGUGUUGGGCUGGUGGGAUUUGGUUCAUACUUGCUGAUCAUUACCAGGAACAGGGUAAACUGGUCAGAGGAUUUGAGUGCAUGAGGAGAUUUUGGGACUUCACCCCGUGGCUCGAAGGCUCUUUCGAGUUUGAAAUGUUUUUGUUUAUGAUUGACUAUUCAAGAGGCAUGAGUGCCUCACUAGGGCACUUGGGGCGGGAUGAAAAGGAUACUUUCUUUUACUUGUAUGACAUGUUAUGUCCCUACCAAAGAUGAGUAUCCCCCGCCCCAAAAUUAUUAGAGGCCGGUUCACAUGACAUUGGGAACCAAUGUUAUGCGAUGACCCGGGGUGCUCCGGUGCUCCGUUCAUGAAAUUGAUGGUUCCUACCCCCCUAAUCUCCCGGUACACCUCCCCACACCGCCCCGACCCAAACACGUCCCCCACCCCCUUCAAUUGCACCUCCAAGUUGAUUUUGACAUGAGAACCAAGGUGAAAUUAUU